UAUUCAUCGACAAAACACUGGGACGAGCGGGGACGAGCAAUGCGUCUUUCCGCCGAAGCUAUCGAGCAUGAAUAGUACCUUCGUUGUUGUUGGAGGUGGAAUUGCAGGUGUUUCUUGCGUGGAACAGCUGUCUCAGAUAUGCGCGAAAGAAACUAUUACUUUUAUUACAGCAAGAGAUGUGGUCAAGGCUGCUCACAACCUCAAAACUUACGGUAGAACACUAGAGGAGUUUGAUGUGAAAGAACAAUCAGCCAAUUCGGUGUUCAACUAUUGCCCUAAUGUUGUCAUUGUGCAGUCACAAGUCGUCGCGUUUAACCCUGAAGGUACUUAUCACAAGAAUUAAAUUUCAAGUUUCCUCACGAUUUGAAACUGCACCACAAGAAACUGUUCAAUCUAUGUGUGUUUUUGCUCAAUCGAAGCUGAGGGUAGGUACUUUAAGUAGGGUUAUUAAAGUGUAUCAAGAAUGCAUUUGAAAUAAUGUAUUAAAUGUAUAGCCUUGUAUUACUAUACAUUGCCAUGUAUAUACACCUUAUUCGAUGGUUUAGCGUAUAAUAUGUGCGGAUAUUUUGCGAGUUGCGUGUGAGGAAAAAUAGGAGCAAUGAGCAAAAUGGGCGAUUCCACAAAAUAUCCAUACCAUACCACGGACGGCUUUAAGGAUUUCCGAAGGGGAGGGGGGAUUCACGAUUAUGGAAUUCUGAAGGCAUGGGGGGGUAUUUACGAUUUGAAAUCCGAAGGUAUGGGGGAAUUCCACAGGUGGGAUUUCUGGAGUAGAAAGUGUAGAGUAAGUUCCUGGAAAACGCUAUUGUUGUGGACUUUUGUAGUUCGUAAAUAAACCACGAACGUAUGACCGCGGAAGCAGAAGACAAGCAUCGAUAGAUCAGACACGUGUUUACGCUCAUAACUUAUAGAAGUGAACAGUAAAACGUUGGUUUCACAUUUACCUUGAUGAAUUUCUUGUCACGUGAAUAAAAACUGAAAAUGUAUCUUUUAAUACCGCUUGCAAAUUUCUUGUUACUCCCGUCCGAAACCGUCCGAUAAACAGUAAAAACUCGCACCAGUCCCUCACUUCCAAGGAACGCCUGUCAGAUUAGAACGCUUUUAAAUGCGCACUACAUGACCUAUAAAAGGACGCAACACGACUCGAUGGUAUAUUUGACCGCCAAAAGAUUUUAACAGUCUGUUUGAGCUAUUUUCCUUUGUAAACGUCAAAACAGCACAAGAAAACAAAGAGGAGUAAAAUUACCUUAAGUGGUGUUUAUUUUUAUAGCCAAAUUCGGACUUAAAAAGGAGUUUGCACGGCCUGGCAACUAGCGUAGGUUUUUCUUGUCACUGAAGAGUAAAGCUUGUCACCUGGCGCCGCUAGAUCACAGCCUUGAGGAGGCAUAAAUUCAUGUUCGUUUGUUCUUAUAGGCGUUGCUAAGUCGAAAAUGUACUUCCAAAAAAAACCGGAAAUUCUGAAGGGGAGGAGGGGUUCACGACUAUGGAAUUCUUAGGGCAUGGGGGGGUAGCGCAUUUUGGAAUUUCCGAAGGCAAGGGGGGGUUAAAACAUGGAAGCCGUCCGUGGUUGGGUAUGGAUAUUUUCUGGAAUUGCCCAAUGUCCGCUCGUAUUAUAUGCGAAAGCAUCGAAUAAGGGGUUUAUUAUUCCACUACAAAAAAAAAAAAAUGUUGUUUGGCAAUUGGCUUCUAUUUUAGGUAAGAGUAUUCAGAAACAUCCUGAUUCCGUCUGUAAGAAUGACGUUAACAAUUAGCAAUAUAUUCGCGCUUAUUAUAUGCCAAACUAUUGAAUGAGAGGUUCAUUCAUGAUUUUACUGCAAAAGAAAAAAUGUUAUUUUGGCUUCUAUUUUCUAGUAAGAGUAUCCAAAACAUCCUGAUUCUGCCAGCCAUAGUUGCUCCUUUUGCAUCCGCCAGUAUUCACCCUGUUGUAAACCGGUUAAACCAGGACACUACAGUGCAUUACGGCCUCGUAUUUUGCUUGUUCUUUUGACCUUAUACGGUAAAAUGACAUAAUAGUGGAAUAAUAAAGCCGUGUAUUGCCAUGUAUGGCAAUACAUGGUUAUAAAUGGCUAUACAUGGCAAUACAUGGUAAUACAUGGCUAUAUUUAUACAUUUCUUGAUACACUUUAAUAACUCUACUUUAAGUACCUACCAAGCUGAGUGUGCAAAGUUAAAAGACUAUUGUGGGCUCAGGGCCAUUCAAUUCUAUAUCCACACCCCUCCCCAUAUAGAUGAGAUUUUUUGAAGGGGUUUUCUGUGAGAAAGGGUUCAAUACUAGGAGAGAGGUUUUUCUGAAGGAGGUUGUUGUCCAAAAUGUCAAUUUCUGAAGGGUGCAAAUACCAAGAAUAAAUUUCUGAAAUGAUAAAGGGGUCAGAGGUACAUCAACAAUAUAGGCAUGGUGAAUACUGUUUUUCUUAUGAAGAGUACUGUAAUCUUCUUUUCUGAAGGGGACAAAUAACAUCGCCAUAUUUUCCGAAGGUUACAGAACAAAAAUAAUACUAUUUGUGAGUGUAUCUAAGAAUAAAUGCUAAUUUCUGAGAGGGGGAGAACCCCAGAAAUAUUUUUCCUAAAGGGGGGUGGACAUUAAAGGAAUGGCCCUCAUUUGUGGGGUACAAAUUAUUGGAUACAACCCAAAAAAUGCUAUCUAGAGAUUAAAUGAGAUGUUUUCCAAUUUUUACGUAUUAUUCCUAAACAGUUCGACUCAAUGGUGGUUAACAUAAGGGAGAAAAUAUUAUCUUAUGUAGUGAAGGAAAAAGUCACUGAAAAUGAGAUGCAUGUCAGAGAAAAACCCUUUCUCUCCAGGAGCAAGAUUCGCCAGAGUUUCAGUGGAUAGAGCUCGGGAGGUCAUCGAUUUUAAUAUAUUACAAAACAACACCAAUCAAAUUCUGAGGGGAAAAAUAAUGCAUCAGUCAAUUCCAGCUGCAUCAAUCCUCCUCCCCCCCCCCUGGGUAAUUGCAGCAUAUUUUUGAAGCACAUGUUGUCAGUCCCAGGAUUUAGGCAUUAAUAAACAACUCUUUUGUGACCUGGGGGAUCACGCAUUUGCCAAGCCAGGCUUAUCACAUGCAUAUGAUUUCUUACUCAGAAUUCAAACAUAGCUAAACAUGGGGGAGAUUACAGGGAAAAAGGGCAGACUGGCUUGUUUGUCAACGACUAGAAAAACUCGUAGAUAUUAUUUUUAGUGGUAUUUUUCUCAAUUUCCUCUUUUCUUUUUAAUUACAGUCAACUCUCUUUAUGGACACUCCAGGGACUUCGAGUUAGUAUCCUCAUUAGCAAGAGUCCAUAAUAACAAGAGUUUAUUUCCAUCAAAUGUCUGUAAUUUAUUUUGUCCUAAUAUUUAGCUGCUGUCCGUAUUAUAGGGAUGUCUGUUAUAGCGGGGUGUCCACAAGGCAAGAGUUGACUGUAUAUUGAGAUCAAGAGUGAGUGCCCCCAUGCAGGCAUGCCUUUUUGUUACCAAAUCAUUAACUAAGACAAGCAAGCAUUGACCCUAGGUGAAUACAAAAAAAAUAAUGCGAGGGCCGGAAUUUAAAUCAAAGUUUGUUUUGUAUUCAAAAUUUAUUUUAUUGAAAUUUUGAUAAAGAACACCCAAAAUAUCUUGACAAAAAUGUAUCGUAAGGUGACUAUAGUGUCUCCUUUCAUUCAUCCUUGUUGUAAUUUUUUAAUGUCCAGGAAGUCUUGGUAGUUAAUAUGGUAAGCAACUUAUGUUCAUGCUCUACAUGUAUGUAAUUGUCCUUUAAAGAUGACUGGUGUAUUGGUUGAAUUUUCUUGAUACUAAGAGGUUGUCAAAAUGGCUAUCAAGAAAUUUUUUCCAUUUCAAUUUUGUUCCAGUUCCCGACCCAAGGGGCAACAUUCUGUUGUAAGUUUCCUAAAAUUCACCACCCGGGUCUUUGGAUCCCCCUCCCACCCCCAGGGGAUAAAUUGACAGGUGGAUUUUUGUAUAUUUCAGAGCACUGGAUUUUGACCGACAAAGAUGAGAAGUUUGUUUACAAGAAGCUAUGUAUUUGCACAGGAGGAAGACCAAACAUUAUUUCCAAAAGUCCUUUUGUUGUCGGUAUCAGAGACACUGAAAGUGUUCAACAGUUAAAAGACAAGCUUUCAAAAGCACGCAGAGUUGUAAUUGUUGGCAAUGGUGGAAUAGCAUUGGAACUUGUGUGAGUUUUUUUUGGCGCUUAUUUGGUUUUUAGAUGAUUAUUUUUGUUUUUGGUUCCUAAUAUGUCUUCAUGUUUCUAAUGUUGUUAUUAUUUCUUCUUAACAAAAAAUGGCUACUAAAAUAUUACGGUGAGAACAAAUUAUAGAGGAUGAAAGCCUUGUUUCUUAUUAUUGUUUGUGCUACAGUAAAACUUUGCUGUAUGUUUUUUUUUCUUACUGCAGUUAUGAAUUGUAUGGCUGCCAAGUUCUUUGGGCCAUUAAGGAUGAUGCCAUAGGGAAUGCUUUUUUUGACAAGGGUGCAGCAACAUUCUUUCUUCCCCACCUGGAGUCUAACCUUCCUGUUGCUAUGGCAAAUCAAAAGUGUAUGGAAAGUUAUGUUAAAAGAAUGAAGUAUGGCAUUGAGACUUCACUCAGUUCUGGUCAGUAUAAGAUAAGUCUCUUAUACUGCUGCUGUUCAUAUUAUCACCCAACCUUAAUGAAACAAUGAAUAUAUGAGAAUCAUAUAGAGUUGUACCCGGGGUGGGGUACUUCCUUAUAAGAGGCUAAUGGGGAUGUGCUGCUGGAUGGGGUCGCAUUUUCACGACUGGAGAGACUAUAAUGGGGUCAGAUUUUCCAUACAGUUACCAGAAUGAGGUUGCACAUUUUCGGAUUUUUUGGGGUAAGACAGUUCUUCAUAUUUACGGUUAGCAAACAUACCAGAAUGUUUGUACUGUAGAUGAAAAGUAAAGUGUUCUUCAUUCAAUCUAAAAAAUUAAAAGUGACUAAGUUGGGAUUGCAAAAAUUACAUAUUUGCCCAAAAGUGACUAAGAUGGGAUCUAUGAUUGGCCACAGAAUAGACUAUAAUGGGGUAGGGGCUCUGAGAGGCCAGGGGCACAUACCCAGGAAAAAUUAACCCAGGUAACCUUUCAUCGUGGAGUUAUAAAGUAGGGCGAUUCUGAUCUUUCUAUCAAGGUUGGCAACAAGGUGUGUUUUGGGGGAAAAGUGGGUCUGCCAUUACAUUUUGUUUUAUUAGUGUAGGUCUAAGUUUUCAUGGUUUCGGGUGUCGGCGGGUGCGCGCGCGCUCGGAGUGACAGAGUGAUUGUUACCUUAGAGUGUACGUCCAUAAUGGGGGGGUCUAAACGGUACUACAGAGUUAUUUGUAUCUUGUAUCUUUGUAUCUUACAAUAAUAAGAAAACUCACAAAUUAAAGACGGCAGCAAAAACGUCAAUCAAAAAGUGACUUCGCAUUCUUUAAAACUGAGUGGGGCCUGAGUUUUCUAGGGCCGAGUUUUCUGGAUUUGAGGGGGCCUGAGUUUUAGGGUCUAGUUUUCUAGUUCUGAGAUUUCUAGACAUCCGAGUAUGCAGAGUAUGAGAAGAUCUUUUAGAAACAACAUGGAUUUAUUGUAACCUGAAAAUUGCAUGCAAUACAUUCUCUUCAGAAAGUAGCUAUGUCUGGACUUCUCCUCGUAAAGUAUGGCAAAGGAACUCCUGUAGGUUGACUUCAAUAAGUGAUCACCUCCCAUAAGCAACCACUAACUGUUUACAUUUGGGUGGUUGCUUAUGGAAAGUUUGACUGUACUAAAACUGCAGGACAAAGUAAAUGUAAAGAAGAUCACUAGUGGACUAUGUCGGAAAUUAACCCCAUUUUGGAUUUCCCUUGGAUUUCCCGCAUACUAAUUUGGAUUUCCUGCAUACUAAUUAAGUGUCUUUCUCCAUAUAUAAUGAAGUGGAUAGGUUUACUAAUGAGCGUCACUCUACUACAAUAGGAACAAUAGGCUUGCCUAGACUUGCCCGGUAAGUAACUUGAGCUCGGUUUUCGGACCGUCUAUGAAAAGAAAAAUAGGAAUAAGAGAAGUGAUCACCUAGCAACGCGAGAAACGGCUUCCUAUAUCUUAUUUAGCGCUAAAACUCAGAUAUACAUAAACAAAACACAUACAGAAAGUGGAGUUGAAAACGAUUUAUUUCAAGUUUGUCUGACUAUUACAGAACUGUUUUCUCCGUUUUAUCUCGAGGAAAUGAAAAACUAUUUUCACGCACGGUUAAUCAGUUAAUUAUGCAAGUUCACAAGUCCAAAGUUGAAUACAAAUUAGCUCUACAGGAAAAACCUCAAGGGAGCAUAUUCACGUAUUAUUAUAAAACAGAUAACUUAACAAGGAUCAAUUAAAACACGCGAUUCAUAAUUGCUAGCAAUAAAAAGACAAGAGAGAUACCGUUUUAAACAACUUUUUUAAAAAACAAUGACAAAAAGAGUCAAAUACACAGUGAUUUGUAAGGAAUGGAAAUUAAUCAAUUCCUUCUUCUUCGCCCAUGGAGUACUUGUAAGGUUUGAAUUUCUUAUGCCGACGUUUCUUCAGCUGUUUGCCAUGUGAUUUAUGAUCAUCCAAAUAAUUUAGAAAUUGAAUCCGACACCUUUUGCGCUUCGGGCCAUGUUGUGAUGGGGUUUCUACUGUGGGAGGAGGGGUCAGGAAAGCAGGAUUUAAGGGUGGUGGAGGGGUGAGGCUUUCUUUGUCAGCUUUUUGAGAGAUAGCUGCCUCUGUUAAUAAACAAUUAUUGGAUGAGGUUGAGCAUGAUAUCAUGAAUUAUCAAAACCGAGGCAGAUAAUACAGACACAAGGUUUUGAUAAUUCAUGAUAUCAUGCGAAAACCGAAUUCAAUAAUUGUUUUAUUAUACAUUUUUUAAAUAAUAGGCGAAAGAGGACAUUCAUUCUUUCUCAUUCCUUUGUGCUGGUACGCUGUCUCCGAGAGGCAAAUGUUGCUAUUUUUUGCGGGAGGUUUAGUUGAAGUAGACAAACAUCUCUUUCAAAGGGUCUCUUUUAUUACUUCCAUGAUUCUACCACUGAAUUAUAUUUUCGUUCUGCUACUCGCCAAUGUCGAUGUUACUCCAAAACAAAAACAACUAAGUACUGUCUGAAACACGAAGGAAAAUCUCAUCCAUGUCAUCCAUGGCAAAACUAAAAGACAGCAGAUCGUGUUUCAUAACUAGAUGACGUGUAUUUUAUAAAUGCGUGCAGCUCGUGCAAGGUGAAAUUAUGCUAAUUUCAAUCACCAUCAUCCUUCUUUUUAAUUUUGAAAAAAACAUCUCAUACGUCUUUCUGUUUCUUCGAAACUUCAAAAUUAGUUUCCCCUCAGUUUUUACUGGUUACCUUGUUUUGUUUUAGAGAGAAAAACUGAGAAAAAACCUUACAAUUAACCUCAAUAAAUUUUGUUUACAUGCGGUUGCCGGAUUUGCAACGCAUUGCGCGAAUCGCCAUGGCGCGUUGCACCUGAGAAGCAAAGUUUGAAGAAGUACAACGCCACUAUAUCAAUAUAUAUCAAUCUAAUUUUUUGUUAUGUUAUACAAAAUUUGUCCCCCUUUAACAUAUGUAAAAAUUGAGGUUAAAAAGAGUUAAGCUUUUGCAAACGAAACGGCGAAAGACGAUUAAGUGAUAGUUAGUGCAAGGAGGAGGUAUUCAACACUUUCAAAUUAAACUGAAAUUUUGGCAUUAUACGACCAACAAGUUUGACUUAUAGACGUACAGACACAAACAUAUGAAACUGUUUAUUGAUAUUGUUAUGAAACGAAUUUAUCUAUUUAGCAUUGUAGCCUGAAAUUACAGAAAGAAAAUUGGAUUUCCGGUUUGCAAAAAGGAAAAUUUCGCCGGCCUUCAAGCGCACCGGAAGUGCGGAAAGAGCGCUCGUGCCAGUCCUACUUAGUUCCUUUAGUUACAGAGCAAUCACUGCUUGGAAUUCUCUUAUAAGUGAAGAAACAAAAAAUAGCGCAACACUCUCAGUUUUUAAGCGCGCAGUAAAGCGCGAAUUAUAUAAUAGUUCGUAGUAAAUUUUUUAGGUUUAGCAUUUUUAGAAUAGGUUAAUUUAUUUAUUUGAAUUAGUUUUUUUUUUUAUCAUGAUAUUAUUGUAAUUUUUAUAAGUCGUUUUUAUUCGAUUUCCAAUUAUUGUAAAUUAAAUCGGAAGAGCCACUGGCUGGAGAUUUAAUAAAUUUACUACUACUACUACUACUACUCCGCAUCACACAUUAAAUGAAGAGCGGAGCGCUCGUUUCACCGCCCAACAUUUAUCCGCCCUGGCCCAACCUUUAUCUGAUUCUCUCUAACGGCUACCGCUGAAAUUGGGCCUGAUACAAACUAUGACAAGUUUGCUCGUUACGGCCAGAUUUUGGCCGUAACGCUGAUUGGCUGUUAGAACAAUGCCACAAGAUCUGAUUGGCUGUCGGAAACGCCGGAAGUUGAAAACGCUUAUUCCUCGCGUGGUUGUUUUCGUGAAUGAUCCGUCGUCGGUGGAGCGAAGGAUCGAUUUUGCUGUCUUUUUUAUUGUUUAUGGUCUUAUGGUAGGAAAAUAUGCCUUAAUAUGUACCAUGGAAAUUCAGAAAAUUCAUGUGGUUGUUCAUAUCUUCUCAGGAUUUGCCUUAUUUACGCAAAGUAAGUGUAUCGCGGAGUUGAAUCCCUCUGAAAGUUGUUGACCGGUAACAAGGUGCAUUUUGAUUUACCAACAAACGGGUGCAAAUCAAAAUACUGUCCAUCUUAAAACUGGUUUCAUUUGAAAGUUUAGCCGGGAAUGACUUCUGUGAACGGAGUACGCAAGCGGAGGCUCACUACGAAAGAAACCUCAAUCGCCAACUGUGCAGUAUUAGACGAAAAAUAUCGCAUCGCUGUUCAAGGAACUUUCAGUGUUCACAGACUGGUUGUUUGACUACGCUUUUUGUUAAAAGUAAACCAAGAAAACUGGUGUCCUUGCUCGGGGUAAUGGCUGUUUGCUUUUGUUUUUAAAGAUUUAUGUACUGAAAAUCGGGGGAAAUUGCCGAGGAAAAUAUCAAGACAACGGAAAAAUAGAGAUUUCAGUAUUUUAAAUUCCAGAGCGCCUUGCCAAAAUAAUAAAACUGGUAGAACAUCGUGUCACCGUCUUUUCGAAAACUUUUUACUUUCUACGCCAACAGAAGUAACCUUCGAGGUCUCUAUUAAUCUCGCCAGAAGUUAAAUGUGAUUGUGCUGACUGUUUUAUUUUUAGCUGAAAUAAUAGAGCCUGAUCUCAGGUUAUCUUCUCAUCAAUAUAAUUAUGGUUAGGAUCGCUGUUUUUCUUAGUAAUAAUGAGCGGAUCUUCCUUUUGUUGUUUGAAAUAAUGACCUCUCAAGUAUUUAAGCCCUUCGGAACUUUACAGUGUUAAAAAUUUUCCUUAAAUUCGGCAAACUCAGCCGCAGUUUUCUCAUAUUUGUUUGUCCUCUUGGCGAGAAGGUCCCCGCAUGCAUGAGCCUCGCGUUCAUGAUCAAGGCCUACUCGUCCAAGAAUCUUGUGUCCUUGAUGUUAAGUGUGGAACAGUGCUGAUUAUUUCUUCCGGUCGUGUUCUUGUAUUUAAUUGUUCUUUAAAAGCCAGGUAUCUGUUUUGCAACUGAAGGUAUCGUUUAGCUUUAUCAUCGUCCCGAAGAUCGUUUCGAGAAAGCACGUCAUCCAGGUUGCUUUGUAUUUCUUGCAUAGCUGGAAGAAGCGGGACAGGCGAAAGAGUUUGCUGCUUCAGAUAUUAUGGAAGCUCUUGGGGAAUAUUUUCUUGAAACCCUGCUUGAUACAUUUGCUUCGCCAGAGUCAGGAUUUGCAAUUUGUCUCGUGGAUUCUUGAAUAACACCAGAUAAUGGCUGUUUAGGCUUAUGCUGCGGCUACCUUUCCCCUGAUGAAAUAGAUUCUGCACGAUAUAAAUGACGCUCAGAUUGCGAUGAUGAGAACCACGAGUAACGUGGUUCACAAUUCGCUUGUCUUUAUUGGCGUCAAUCAUCUGAUCAUCAAACACGAUCAAAUUCCGUUUGUUCACAUCAAAAUAGGCAUCGUGCUCCAAAGCCGUAGGAAUUCCCUCGACGAAUUCAAUGUAUAGGCAGGCUACCAUUGUGAAUAACACCAAACGAUCCUCUCCGGGGGAGGGUAAAUGGUCUCUGAAGCUUGUUGCAAUAGCGAUCGAACCCAGGCAGUUUUUAACUCGUGGGUACGCGCGAGCGUACCACGAGUUAUUGCAGGGACUGAGAUAUGCAAAUGAGUCACUCACUCACUCGUAGUAGACGCACUUCGUAAUUAAUCGGGUCCGAACUCGAGAGCGCGAAGAUCUAUCGUUUCCAAAGAAGCACGCGCUCGCCGAAGUUCGGAAGCAUCAAAUUCCUCGCUGCGAGCGUGCAUCGUGCGCUACAGCACGUUUAGGAUAGAGGUCUUACCAAAUUUAAGACAGGCAGGAAUCUUUCAAAUUAGUACGAUUCAAAAGCCUUUGACCCGUCCAGGCGUUAAACUUGACAAGAAGAUGAGCAUUUGCUCUUCGACUCCUUCAACUUCGACGCUGGCUUGAUCUCCUACCUUGUAGUACUGUAGUAGGUUAUGUGUAUGAAUGAAUUUAUGGCGGUCAGUAUAAAACACGGACUGCGGACUACGGACUGCGGACUGGGUAUAAAAUACGGACUAUAAAAUACGGACUGGUGAAAUGUAUGGUAAAUAAAGGCACUUCUUCUUCUUCUUCUUAAGGACUCCCCAAGAUCACAGGGGGAAAUGGAUGUGAGUUUGAGCAUUAGGCAUUACCUUUUUAAAAUAACAGCGGAAAUCGAGAUACGAAAACAUAAGCUAAUGUUUUGCGUCCUACUUCGCGGAGGAGUUGUGUCGGCUUUGUAUCGCAUAUGUUCUUUCAUUGCCAUGAAAUGCGUUUACAUUGUUUGUUACUGUCAGUAGCCUGUUUUCAAUUAGCCUUAAUUUCAUCCCAUUGCUUCGAGUCGUUUUUAUGGCUCGAUCGUUUGCCCCGGUCGUUUGCCGGCGGAAGUUCCAUGGAAAAGGCAUUCAAUUUGAGACUCUUCGCCAAAUCAGUUUACCAUCCUAAAUGGCGUAAUGGCUAUGUGAGCUCGAGUUAAACCGAAGGUACCGGAUUCAAAUCCUGCUAAGGACCUUCUUCCUUUUUUUUUUCUUUUUUGUUUUGUCUUGUUUGCUUAUUUGUUUUGCUGUUUUUUUUUGUUUUGCUUUUAAAUAUAUACUUAAAUCAGUAACUGUUACUAAAGUGCAAUAAACAGCAAGAAAAGUAUUGUGUUUCCAGAACAAGGGUAGUAUAUUUAUAAUAUAAAUUUCUAUCAUUUCCUAAAAUUCACUGUGGGAAAACCAGAGGUGAUAACUAAUUGAUUAUUUUCUAAACAACGUACCCACGAGUUGACGAUAGUCUUUCUUUGAUUCCGGACCAGGUCAUUCCGGCAAUCAUGGAGGUGAAAGGGUGCUCGAAGCAAAACCGCUGACAUUUCUGUGAAAAUAUUGGAACUGUUUGAAAUGGGGUGAGACUAGCAUUGCGGUGUUUAGACAUCACGUGCCUUUGCAUAUUAUCUUUUCUACUAAAGGAUUUGUCGCAGACAGAACAGAGCCACCUCAUGUCAACUCCUCAGGAGCAAAAUGUAGACUGAGAAAGAGGUAGAAUGUUGCACAUUUAUAUAGGUUUUCAGGCCACAAAAUUCUAUUGUUUUCCUCGCCUAAAACCACAAUUACCACCACCACCACCACAUUUCUAUUGUUUUCUUUCCUCCUCCUCCUCCUCCUCAUUUCUAUUGCUUUUCCUCCUCCUCCUCCUCAUUCUAUUGUUUUCCUCCUCCUCCUCUUCAUUUCUAUUGUUUUUCCUCCUCCUCCUCCUCAUUCUAUUGUUUUCUGUCCUUCGCCCACUCGUUUCAUUUUUUUUUCUCCACGAGAUUCUAUAUAAGACUGCCAACUGCCAUCUUUAGUUCACUUUGCAGCAAUGUCUCGUGUAGGGAACAACAAUCGUGGUUUUCUUCAGCUGUUAGCUUAUUGCCCUGCUUAUCAGCGCCAGUUUCUUUUAAAGACAGCUAAUCCAAAACAACUACAUGCACUAGUCCAAGUCUUAUACAAUAUACUCAUGGGACACAUUCCUAUCUCCGAAGAAAAUAAGCGGAUAUUGCUGCAACAUAAGGAUGCUUUACUUAACCCGGCUAGACCAAAUGUCCCUUUCAAAACAAAGACGCAAGUCCUUGUUCAAGAGGGUAGUGGUUUUAUUGAAGAUGUAUUAGCCCCUGUCGUUUCAAGCUUAGGAUUUCUAAUGCUAUAAGAGAGGUGACACAUCGCUAGGUUGAUCAUUCGAAGCCAAGUCUGUCACGGGUGCUCAUCAAAAAUGAAGAGAAAGAUAGAUUUGGUUGAAGAAGAAGAUCACGAGAGUGAAGAUGAAGAAUGCGAAAGUUCUGGUGAUGAAAGCGAGGAUGAAGAACCAAGAAUAAAGGAUGUUUUGAGUCAUCUUUCCCGAGCAGUGCCGGAACAGCGUGCUUCUGAUUUGCUGCAUAGUAUGGCCGCGUCCAAAGAUAUUCUUUUCUGGACCCCCAGCGGACAAUUACUUGGAAAUAAACGCACUAUUCCCGUCACAAACACCGCUGAGCUAGUUGAGUAUGUGUCACUCCCUCAUAACAAUGAAGUUACCAAGCCUCGUGCGCUGAAUACGUUUCUAGAUGGACUUGCGGAGUUAGGGAUAGAUAAAGGUUUAAUCAAGAAAAAAAAGGUGUUAAGUGAUUUAAUAGAAAAAGAAAAAGGCUACCAAAAUGUAGAAAAUACUUCCGAUAACGAAAGUAAUAAUGAAGAGAGUUCAUCGGAUAUUGAAAAUCAGGAGGAGGAAGUGGCCUCUGAGAAUGGCGCUGAAGCUGAAGGCAUCCAAGAGAGCGACGACACUGAAAACGACAGUCAGGAGAUAGAAAGUAGUAACCCUGAAACGUCCACCACCUUUCACUCCAAAAGUCCCUGUGAACAAUGCGAGAACUCUAAUAUGUACGGGACAUUGAUCAUGAAAUGUCCUAAAUGCCUUUGGCACGAUUACUACAAGAUUUGUCUUAUAUGCGAUCACCAGAUUCCCGAGGGGAGACAUUACAUGAAAGAGGGCUUUCUUCGGUGUCACGAUUGCGGACCAGUUACACACAAAAACGCGAAGACGUUGGAAACCAAUUUCUAUUCCCCUUCUACAGAGGAGAACGAAGAUGAAGAUUAAUUAAUUUCCAUUCCUAUUGUGCGCUAACUAAGAUAUAGGAAGCCGUUUCUCGCGUUGCCAGGUGAUCGCUUCUCUUAUUACUAUGUUUCUUUUAAUAGACGGUCCGAAAACCGGGCUCAAGUUACUUACCGGGCAAGUCUAGGCAAGUCUAUUGUUCCUAUUGUAGUAGAGUGACGCUUAUUAGUAAACCUAUCCACUUCAUUAUAUAUGGAGGAAGACACUUAAUUAGUAUGCAGGAAAUCCAAAUUAGUAUGCGGGAAAUCCAAAAUGGGGUUAACUUCCAACAUAGUCCACUACUAAGAUCAGUUUUGUACACCACAAUUUACACUUCGAGCAGUUUCUCGAGCAAUCUCUUAUUUUUCUUUGCAAAGUUACUGCACGCAAAACCCAAGCACGCAAGCGGCGAUCGAGGGGAGGGCUUAUGCCAAUCCCAAUCCCUUAUAAUAUUUAUUGUAGCAUAAAGUCAUGGUUGCAAUCGCGCUGGCUGAGUUAAGAACUAGACGGAUUUUGAGACAAGAGGCAGACUUCAAGCAGUCUAACCACAAUUUUACAGUUGCAAAAUAAAGCCUGGAAAAAUUCAAGCUUAUGCAGGGCUCGCACAUGCAAGCCUGAAUUUUCACUCUGCUUGACUUGACUGUACUGACAUGAAUGUUGGGGUCUGAUAUCAAGACAAUUCAUUCAAAUUCUCCAACCAAAAGUAUUUUGCUUAGGGUAUUCCUAAACUAUUAGUGAAUACAUGUGGUACCUUACAGGGAUGCCACUGUUAGAUUUCAAGCUGCUGACUGUAUGCAAUCAGAAGGUGGAGAAUUGAACAGCUCAGAAGUUUUGUUGGUUCUAUUUACCUUUUGUUUCCUUUGAAAGUGCCGCAAGGAGGUCCUUCUUAUAGAAACCGGGGGAUGUAGCAUUUCCGGAGGGAUAGUUAGAGUUAUGAAAUCAGGAAUAUAUGAAUUUCGUAUACUGGAAUUGUGGAAUGAAACAAAAAGGCAAAGAAGAUCAUUGCAGUUUUUUAACUGCAAUGCGUUUUAAAAACGCAGCUUAUGCAGUGGUGAAUUUCAGGCUUGCCAGGAUUCAAACCUUCACCUCUGCAAUGCCAAUUCAGUGCUCUAACCAAUUGAGCUAACAUACUAACUGGCAGCUGUUCAUUUUAAUAGACUGGUUCAUGAUAUACCCUAGAAAGAUGAACAACGGAUGAAAUCAUGAAUUCAUCUAUUGGAACCGCGGAAUGAAGAGAUGAAUGCAAAGAUAAUUAGAAUGUGCAGCAAAAUAUGCAAACACUUCUCACAGGAGACAGUCUCACAUGUGCUUACGUUUUUCACUUUCUCUACUCUCCUUGAGGAAACCCUAAAGACUUACUUAUUAUCUAGGGCAAGCUAAAUGGACCGAAGAAUGUAUUUUCAGGGAUUAUUUUAAAUUGUACAUAAUGAAAUGUUUCUUGAGCGUUUCUCAGGGUAGGCAAACUGAUGAAGACAGUUCUAAAGUGCCUGUUUAUUUUUUCAGUUUCUCAGCAUAGCUCUGCUUCCAGUGAUUCAACUCAGACUCUGUGUGGAGGUGCACUGGGACCAGACUGGAGCUCAGGACUAACUCUAUGUGAUAUAAACAGUGAAAAGGAAGCUAAAAGACAAGUUUACGUUCGGUACAACUGUGAAGUCAAACACCUGAUUGAUCCACAGGAACUGAAACAAAGUAAUCAAAACGAAGCAUCCUCUCCAUGGCAUGAAACUACUGGAAGGGAGUCAGCAGAUCUGCCUGAUUGGCCAGUGUAUGUUCAGCUUACAAAUGAUGAGAUAUAUGGGUGUGAUCUUAUUGUUUCUGCAACAGGAGUCAUUCCAAAUACACAACCCUUUGCCUCAUGCGCUCCAUUUCAUAUUGCCGAUGAUGGUGGCCUGUUAGUUGACUCAAAUAUGCAAACCAAUGUUGUAGACGUUUAUGCUGCAGGUGAUGUUUGCAGCACUGGCUGGAACCCAGCUCCUUGUUGGUUCCAAAUGAGGCUGUGGAGUCAGGCACGACAGAUGGGAGUGUUUGCAGCUAAGUGUAUGAUGGCUCAUUUAUCUAAUGAGCAAAUAUCGACAGAUUUUUGCUUUGAACUGUUUACACAUGUGACACAGUUUUUUGGAUAUAAAGUAGUGUUGUUAGGUAAAUACAAUGCGCAAGGACUGGGUAGUGACCAUGAAUUGCUGGUCAGAUGUACCAAGGCUGUGGAAUACGUCAAAAUUGUUCUUCACCGUGGUAAAAUGUGUGGAGCUGUUCUUAUUGGUGAAACAGAGCUGGAAGAGACUUUUGAGAACUUAAUUCUAAAUGAAAUGGAUUUAACUCUUCUGAGGGAUCAUUUACUAGAUCCAAACAUAGACAUUGAAGAUUACUUCGACUGAUUAAAACUCGUUGGAUAAGUAAUUUUGACCUUAACCUGUCACUGAAAUAUCGCAGUUUACUGUACCUUUUUACAGUUUUCGUCAUGUUUAAGAAGUUCGAAGGAUUUAAGGGGUUUAAGGAUUUCAGACCAAAUUGCACUCCACUCAAUUCAAUGAGCAUUAUAAAUCAUUAACAUUGG
Porites lobata is the source of this 15636-nucleotide messenger RNA. Lineage: Eukaryota; Metazoa; Cnidaria; Anthozoa; Scleractinia; Poritidae. The record is from the annotation of a GenBank genome assembly.